Molecule: messenger RNA, 4500 nt
Organism: Vanderwaltozyma polyspora DSM 70294
Lineage: Eukaryota; Fungi; Ascomycota; Saccharomycetes; Saccharomycetales; Saccharomycetaceae
Exons: 1
Coding region: 1-4500 (1499 amino acids)
Biological process (GO): histone catabolic process
Cellular component (GO): Lid2 complex
Molecular function (GO): ubiquitin-protein transferase activity; chromatin binding
Source: RefSeq, a predicted model, not a curated record
AUGACGGAAGAAGAACUUUUACCUCAUAGGAGGAGGGCUACUACUAAACGAGUUAAUUAUAGUGAGAAAGACGCAGAUGCAGAAUUGCUUAAGAGGUUGAAAUAUCAUGAAAGUGAUGGCAAGAAACCUAGAGAUCAUUCGAACAAGGGUAAUGGUGCAAAUAAAGAUUCUGCUACGACUUUAAAAUCAAGGAACAAGUAUAAGAAUGGUAAUAGCAGUGGUAGUGGUAGUAAUGGUAACAGCAGCAGACAGAAUCAGGAUAAGAAGAAAUAUCAAAAAUUUUUAAAUGAAAAGAAUAAUUGGAAUUUCAUACCGACGUUGCCAACUGUCUCUAGGAAAACAAGUAGAUUUUCACAUAUUUUAGAUUUUGAUGAUGCAUUAGUAGAUAUUAAACACCAUGUUGUUUAUAAUGACGAAUCGACACUCUUAAAACAAAAUGAAACUAUAUACAUGGUUUCUGAACCACCGGGUGAACCUUAUUAUGUCGGAAGAGUAAUGGAAUUUGUUUGUAAACCAGAAUUUAGGAAAAAAAUUGAACUAGCAUCUGAAAAUAUUACAAUUUUCCCAGCAAAAUAUUUUCAAGUAAGGAUGAAUUGGUUUUAUAGAUCAAGAGAUAUCCAAGAAAGUUCUAACAAUAGCGACCCUAGGUUAUUAUAUGCAUCUUUACAGAAUGACCUGUGUCCAUUGUAUUCUUUUAGAGGUAGAUGUACCGUCUUACAUAUUUCUGAUAUGCCUGAUAUAGAAACAGAAAGAGAUGAAUUAUUAACAAAACCAAAUAUUUUUUACUUCGAGCAGUUGUUCGAUAGGUAUACUUUAAAAUAUUACAACACUUGGGACAUAGAAAAAUUAUCGAAGAAAUACAAGAAUUCAUCAUAUUUGAAAAUGUUAACACGAAUUUAUAGAUAUGUUUACACUGAAGAAAAAUUCCCAUUUGAACAAGUGUUAGAAAGAUAUGUUGUCGAUACAAAAACAGAAUCUAAAUCAUUAGAUUACUCUUGGGAUGACACAUGUUUUCAAUGUCACGAAUGGUGCUCGCCGUCACAGAGUAUUAAAUGUGAUGACUGUGGUAUAUCAAUACACUUAUUUUGCAUGGACCCUCCUAGGGAUAGAAAACCUAACAAAGGGAUUAUUUGGAUUUGCCAAAGUUGUAUCAGUAUACAGGAUAAUCUUAAAGAUGCGAUUAAAGAAAAAGAAGAGCAAACACAAGAAAAUUUAAAAAAUAUUAACAUUGCCAAAGAAAAGCUAUCCGCAAAAUCCAAUCUGAUUAUGGCAAAAGAUAAAAAUACCUUUCCACAUAAUUCAUGGUUUCAGUAUUUAGGUGAGCAUAUGGUAACGCAUUGGGAGGAUAAUCUAUAUAGGGAAAUUAACCUACCAUGCCCGUUCAAGUGUUCUAGAACUGGUCCAAAAUACCAGUGGUCUCAAUGUCUCGACGUUUCACCAUGGAAACCUGAACCAUAUUCAAAUGAUACGGCUGCUAACCAACGAGGUCUCGAUGAUAAAGAAAAUGUAUUAUGGAAAUUGGAUAAAGCAAAAAUCACAGAGAAAGAACUGGAUACUUAUGUUAGUCAAUGUAAGAGAUUUUUCCCUCCAAGACUUAAAAUGCAGCCUGAAAGUGUCAACUUUCUAGAUAUGAUAAUGGAAAUUUUAAUGAAUAAUGACUAUAACAUAAAUAAAUCAUUGGGUGAUUGUGAGAACCUUUUAACAAGAGAAUCACUGAGGGAACCUACAUUUUCGGCGGCAGAAAUUAAAAAAUUUGAGGCAGCUGUCAAGGAACAUGGAAGUGAAUUGCAUCCAGUUUGUAAAGAAGUGGGCUCACAACCUAUGUCAAUGAUCGUGAGAUUCUACUACUAUUGGAAAAAGACCUCAAAUGGAAGGAAAAUUUGGGGUAAUUUUAAAGGUAGAUCUAAAAAUAAGAAUAAAAAUAAAAAUAAAAAUAACGAGAAGAAUAAAGAUACUGAUGGUGAAGGUAGCUCCAUAAACGGAGAUAAAUAUAAGCAAACGAGAAUUAGAAAGCCUAGUAGAAUAGUGUUGGAAAACCAGAAGAGUAAUCCAGAAAUUGAAUUAAAAUACAUCGACGACUCUUCUUUUGAAACAGAGAAUUUGAGUUCUUUGAAAAGUUGCUUCAAGUGCCUAUAUUGUAGUAUUGAUUAUUCUCCAAUGUGGUAUAGGGUAACAGGUGGUUCUGAGGAUGACAAUAUAAAUACAAGAAUGAAAACCGGUGUUAAUGAAAAAACAGAAUCAUCGACUAAAGGUGUUCACACAACACAUACUUUGUCAGAAACAAAUGAUAGACUAGAAGCUUUGUGCAUUCGUUGUGCCCGUCUAUGGAGAAGAUAUGCAAUAAGAUGGGACAACCCAAUUAAUGUUCUAAAGAGGAUUCAUGGUUCAAGUAAUAAUAAUGUUCAAAAAUUCCUAGAUGAAAUAUUUGAUGAGGAAACAGUAGGAACAUUUACUACAACGCCAGUGUUAAGCAGAGAGAAGAAUAUAGAGUGGGAAUUAAUACAAGAUUCGGAAUUAAUUGUGAAACAGAGGUCUGAGGUAAUACAAAAUUCUGAUCGUUUAGCAAGAUUAAAAAAGAAUGCAUUAAACUCACAUUCACAACUUUAUAAGGCAGCAAGAAAAGAAUGCGAUAAAAAUGCCUUUAAAUUUGAUAUUAUGGAUAGUGAAUUGAAUGUAUAUAUCGACAAGCUGGUAAAACCAAAACAGGUACAAAAGGCUGCAAUUACUUCAAAAAUCAGUGUUGCUAAGAAGAGAAAACUAGAGAACGAUGAGUUACAGGAACGAAAAGACCAGAAGUUACUGAAAAGCAGUCGUGAAAACACUCCAAGGUGCGAUCCAGAUAAGUUAAAGUAUAUUAAAGAACUGGAUGCUCGUUACGAAAAGAGAAUAUGUAAUAAUGGAUCACUAGAAAUAAGACUAUCUCCAGACGGAAAGUCAAGCAAUUAUUUUACAAUGGAUACAGAAAAUAAUACUAUUCAAUGUGGAGAUGAAUUACUGAAAAACCUUCUAUCAUUCGUGUCCAGACAUGUCCAGAAGCAAGUGAUUUCAAAAGAAAAUAUCAAGGUUCUAAAACAAGAAAAAGGGAUUAUAGUGGAAAAACUUGAAAGUAACAGUAUCAUUAGAAAGACUAUAGAUAAUAAUAGAAUCCCAAUUGUUUCAAGUGACAAUGAUAGUUCAAAAUUACUUCGUGCGUACCAUAAAGAUAAUUUUAGUCUACCUAAGAAACACUAUAAUAUUCAUAUAGAAUCAUUAAAAGUAGAAAAUUUAUGUUCUUCUGAUAAAGAUUCCAUAACUUCACAAACUACUAGUAAUAAAACAAUCAAUUCUGGAUGCAAUGUUUGUAGCACACAAGAUACAACAAUGUCAAAUAGUCUCAUUAGAUGUAGUAAUUGUACUUUACAAGUACAUGCUAGCUGUUACGGUAUCGAAGUUCCAAUAGAAGUACGUUCAAGCCAGCCUUUACUUAAUUUCCGUUGGUUAUGUGACCCAUGUUCAAAUGAAUUAAAUCCUAUUGCUACAACUAAUUACAAUUGUGUAGUAUGCAAUGGUUGUGAGGGAACUACUGACUUUCAAAAACCACAGGAGUGUGGAACAAAGAAUGCUCUAAAAAUCACGAGUCAUGGUACAUGGUGUCAUAUUAUAUGUGCGUUAUUCAAUGAUGAAGUUAAAUUUGGUAAUCCAAAAUCAUUGCAACCUAUUCAGAAUGUUUCCUUAGUUUCCAAGACUAUAAGACGGCCAUGUAGCCUUUGUCUAAAGCCAGUAGGUCAUCUUACUGCUUGUGAGCUCUGUGACAACAUCUUCCAUAUUAGCUGUGCACAAAAUGAAAAGGAGUUUUCGUUAUUCUUCAAGAAGAGAAUACCAACCGAGUAUGAAGUUAAGACUAACCGAUUUAUUACUGAUAAAGUAACAAAUGAAAAUUAUUCACUAAAGCCUACAGUUAUUUGUAACGCUCAUAAAGAUACAUUACUACCAAGUUGUUAUUUACCACUGACUGGUACAACCAAUUUUGGCUCAAAAACUAUUCUGAACUUAUACAUAUCUUGUUAUAAAACGAGUGAUUACCGCAGUUUUAUUUAUUCAAGAUAUAUGGAGCAGAAAAGGUAUCUAAGCGGAAAUACGCCAGAAAUAGAAUAUGAUAAUGAUGAAAGUAUCAAUAUGAAGACUCAAUAUUUAGAAGAAGAAGCAGAGGCACAAGUUGUUAAUAGAACAAAAUGCAGGGUAUGCUCAAGCACCAGAAGUGUUAUCUGGUAUGAUAAUAACCUCUGUCAUCCAUGUCAUUUAAGAGGAUCAUCUAAGAAAUCUAAAAUGCAGUUUUCGAAUAAAUUUUCAGAUAUUAAUAAACCUAAUUUAACAUUUGGAGGAGGCGUGUCAUCUGAAUUCAAAGCUCUAUUGCUUGAAGGGAUCGAAGUUCCUUCUGUAAAAGAUUCAAAUUUAUCUAAAGCUAUCCUUGGGAAAGUCAUUAAAAAUCAAAAUAUUAUUAAGAAGGAAGAGCAUUGCUGA